Messenger RNA from Gossypium arboreum, 1873 nucleotides. RefSeq names its product probable folate-biopterin transporter 7. Lineage: Eukaryota; Viridiplantae; Streptophyta; Magnoliopsida; Malvales; Malvaceae. The transcript is spliced from 2 exons. The coding region runs from base 264 to 1583 and encodes 439 amino acids. The record is from RefSeq and is a predicted model, not a curated record.
CAUUCAUUCGAAAAAAAGGAGCCAAAAAGACAAAGUGAAAGAGGAAAAAGUCAGUGCAAAUUAAAAAUGCAAGGAAAAACACAUAUUGUUAUAGUUGAAAACACAAAAAAAUAGAAAACCGAUUUAACCACCGCCACUGCCACCUUCACCUUCUCCACCGUCCCUGCCACCAUUUUAACCAUCUCGUAAACAGUUGAAGGAAAAAACAAAAGAAAACUCACAAAAUAUAAUCCUUUUUCUGUUGAAUCGUUAUUGUUGUUUUGAUGUCAGCUAAAGAAGAUGCCAAGGGAAGGCGGCCUGGGAAAGGGAAGGCCAAAUGGAUCCGGAUUCUUCUCGGAGUUGGGUAUUGGGUCCAAGGUUUCAGGUGUUUUCCAUGGAUGGCUGUUAACUUUUUUCUGAAAGAUAGUGUUAAAGUAGACUCUUCAACUCUUCAAAUUCUUCAGAAUUCGGUUAAUCUCCCUAUGGUUGGGAAGCCCAUCUAUGGUGUCGUUUCCGAUGCCGUUUAUAUUUCUGGCCAGCACCGUGUUCCUUAUAUAGCCAUUGGUGCUUUCUUACAGGCAAUGUCAUGGCUAACAAUAGUGAUACUUUCACAAUCAAACAUAUCAGUUGUCACAUUGAGCUUAUAUCUUCUCCUCAGUAACCUUGGCGCUUCAGUAGCUGAGGUUGCUAACGAUGCCAUUGUUGCUGAGAUGGGAAAAUCCGAAAAUUCUCAAUCAGCUUCCUCAGGUGAGCUCCAGUCAUUUGUUUGGAUGGCUUCUUCUGUUGGUGGAGUCCUUGGAAACCUGUUAGGUGGCGCUGCCAUUGACAGAUUUUCGCCCCAGUCAAUGUUCAUCUUUUUCGGACUUCUCCUUGUGCUCCAGUUUCUUAUAACUAUCUCUGUUCCUGAACGCUCUCUUAACCUUCCAAAAAGUCCAUCAAAUGUUGGGAUCAGGAAACAGCUUUCAGAACUUUCAGCUGCCCUACAAAAACCUGAGAUAGCUUACUCAAUAGCCUGGUUUGCUGCAUCAUAUGCCAUAAUUCCAGCACUGACAGGAACAAUGUUCUUUUACCAAACACAGUAUUUGAAGAUUGAUGCCGCUGUAUUGGGAAUUUCUAAGGUGUUUGGCCAGGUAGUAACUCUGUUAUGGGGUAUCAUCUACAAUCGUAGCUUAAAGUCAGUCCAACCAAGGAAACUGAUUGAAACUAUUCAGGCGACAAUGGCAGUAUUCAUGAUUUCAGAUGUGUUGUUUAUUAAAGGGAUUUAUCGACAGAUGGGGGUGCCAGACUCUAUCUACAUUGUGGUUUUCUCUGGUGUCUUGGAGGUUCUAUUCUUCUUCAAGAUCCUGCCCUUUAGUAUUCUGAUAGCUCAACUCUGCCCUCGAGGAUGUGAAGGGUCUCUAAUGGCAUUUGUAAUGUCUGCUGUAGCCCUUGCAUUCAUAGUGAGCGGAUACCUUGGUGUUGCAUUGGCAUCAUACUUGGGGGUCACAGGAAAUGAUUUUUCUGGAUUACCUCUUGGCCUUCUAAUUCAGGCAGUUUGUACCUUCCUGCCGCUAUUUUCAUCAUCAUGGAUACCUGAUCAGAAAUCUAAAACCAGGACAGAGUAAAUAAUGUCAGUCCUUUCAAGAAUGGUAUGAAAUGCAUCCAUGGUGCCGUUUUAGCCUUAUUUCGUUUUGAACAUGAUUGCUUUUUACUAACAUUCUUUAUUUUAUUUUCACAGCAAUAUUUAUUAUGAACAUACAAACAAUAAGAACAGUCACAGGUAGUUUUAGGAACUUCGCUAUAGACAUGAUAUCUUUGGACUGGUUAUUGCAAGUGAAGGAAAGAUUUUAAGACUUAAAUCAGUCAAAAAAACUUGGUAUAUAUAGUGGCCAGUAAUGUAUGUGAGAAUGAGAUA